This is a messenger RNA of Microdochium trichocladiopsis, 649 nucleotides long. RefSeq lists its product as uncharacterized. The record is from RefSeq and is a predicted model, not a curated record. The transcript has a single exon. Lineage: Eukaryota; Fungi; Ascomycota; Sordariomycetes; Xylariales; Microdochiaceae. The coding region runs from base 164 to 484 and encodes 106 amino acids.
CUGCCUGUCCCCCGCUGACCAUGGCCGCUCCCCUCCAAAGUGCAACCGGAGCCGGCCAAAGUGCAGCCUCUGUGCCAAGCGCCAGGUCUAUUGCUUCUACAGCGCCGAUGUCAAGAAGCAGUCCCUCGAGGUCCACAAGCGCCAGGGCGAGCUCCUCCACAUGAUGUGCACCGCACCCGAGGGCGAGGCUCUCGACAUCCUCUUCCGCCUGCGGGCUUCAGGUGAUGCCCAGUCCGUCCUCGAGUCCUCCCGCGGCAGCAUGAGCCGCCAGUAUCAGCCUUCUGCCAUCCAGGCCGCCCGUGCCGUCCCCACAGACCUUUUCGAUGCUCGAGUUCGAGAUGUCGACACGCCAGACGAUGCCAUACCAGGAAGCAUCCAUGUGCAGCAGGACGGAUCGCAACCCGUGACAUCAGCUCGAGGCAGCCUCGGCACUCGGCGAAGCAAAAUACUCGAGGCUCGUCACGGCACAAUUCGGGCCGAAUAAGGAGCAGGUCGUCGGGAUAGAGGGGUAAAGAGGCCAUGAGAGUGGAUUUGUGGUUCCCGACAGUCAUCACCCGUGCUUGGAGGUGGUGAGAAAGCCCUGUGUAUGGUCUAGCGGGCGUCAUGCAUAUUUUGGAUGAUGCAUUUUCGUUCGCACAGCGACCACUCU